CGCGUAUUAAAGAAGGCUUCCCUUAAACGCCUCUCUCGUCUCCUUUCUUGGAGAGAGAGAGAGAGAUGCCAGACGAAGAAGAAGAGGAAUCAGAGGAAGCCAGUGAAGUAGAAAACAAGUAAUUCGAUUAGGAUUUUCGCGAUUGAGAUUGGUAAGGUUUUAGGAGGGGAGGGAGAGGUCGAUGGCGAAGUCCGGCGCGGCGGAAGGGGCGGCGCUGGCAGACCGGAGGACGGCGGAAGAACUGAAGAAAGAGCUGAGGAGACUCAUGAAGGCGAUCGUGGAGGACGAUGAAGGGAGAUCGGAAACCUACGAGGAUGCUGGACGGGUAAUCGCAGCAUUAAGGGAGCUGCGCACUGGUUCCGGAGCCGGAAUCCCCGGCCGGAAGGGGUCGCCAUCCGACCAGAAGGUAAAGUAUCAGCAGCGAUCUGAGAAGAAAGUGACCAGCGCGAUCGAAUCGCCGGUUUCGACUCCAGCGUCAGUGUCAGUACCGAAGCAUUUCUUCUGCCCGCUGUCGUCUGCGAUCAUGAGGGAUCCCGUCGUUCUUGCAACCGGUGAGACCUAUGACAGAGCCUAUAUUCAAGAAUGGCUCAGCUCCGGAAACAGGACUUGUCCCCAAACACAGCAAGUUCUCUCCAACACUAUCCUCACCCCCAAUCACCUCGUCCGCAACAUGAUCUCCCAGUGGUGCGCCGACCAUGGCGUCGAUCUCCGACCGCCGGAAAACCCUGACACCGAAGGCCUCAUUACCUUCUCAGAACGCCGCGUUUUCUCCACCCUGCUCACGGACCUCUCGUCCCCUUCGGCCAUCGACCGCAAACAGGCGGUCAAAUCACUCCGCCAGCUCACCAAACGAAGCCGAUCCUUCCGCGCUCUCGUCGGCGAAGACCCUACCGCCAUUUCCCAACUGCUCUCCAUUCUAUCCGCUGCCGGUGCUGAUCUCGAGCUCAGGGAGGACGCCGUUACCGCAUUGCUCAACCUCUCCAUCCACGACGCCAACAAAAAACGCAUCGGUGAGAGCAAUGGCGUCUCCCUUCUCAUCCAAUCGAUGAAUUCGAGUGGCACAAUGAACACCCAGGGUAACGCCGCCGCCGCUCUGUUCACCCUCUCUGCUCUGGACUCCAACAAGGUGAAGAUAGGCGAAUUGGGCGCAAUGUCUCCGCUCAUAGACUUGUUUGAGACCGGAAGCCCGGCCGCCAAAAAGGAUGCAGCGUCGGCGAUCUUCAACCUCUGCAUGCUGAAUGAGAACAAGGUCCGGGCCGUGAAAGCCGGUGCGGUGGAUGCCUGCAUUGCGGAGAUCGCGAGCAGCUCAUCGACGAUCAUGGACGAGUCAUUAGCAUUGCUGGCGUUGCUGUCGGGGUAUCAGGAAGCUGCGGAGGAGGUGGCGGAUGGCGGCGGCGUGCCUGUGCUGCUGAAGAUUUUGAGGGAGGGUGGGAGUGCGAAGAAUGUGGAGAACGCCGUGGUGGUAUUGUAUGCGGUUUGUUCCGGUGUAAGGAGGAAGCUGAUGGAGGUUGGGGAGGAGGAGACGAUGAACGGGACGAUAUCAAAGCUGGCGAGCGGCGGGACGUCGAGGGCUAUGAGGAAGGCGGCUGGGAUUCUGGAGAAGUUGAAGAGGGUAAUGCACAGCACUCACUAUUCUUGUUAGUGAGAGAUGGCGAAUAACCGGCGGGGGUAGACGGUGUAAAUAGUUGCAGAAAGGGGGAGAUGGAAGAAGGAGAGGAGGGGGUUUCGAAAUGCGAAUUAUUACGUCCGGAUGUCUAGACACUGAAUCCAGAGGCACCACGUCACUCGAAUACAUUGGAUUCUGAUGCAUUUUGAUGAUGUGGCGCGUCUGGACAUAAUAAUUUGCCCUUCGAAAGCCUCUCCUGAGACUUGAGGGCAUGUUUGCAUGUCAAAUGCUUGUUCAUAGAAGGUCUUUACUUUUUUUUCUAAAUUUCAUGCUUCUGAGUAUACUUUCCUUAAAUAAUUAAAAAAAAAAGAUGCCACAUAGUAAAA
Molecule: messenger RNA, 1992 nt
Organism: Dendrobium catenatum
Lineage: Eukaryota; Viridiplantae; Streptophyta; Magnoliopsida; Asparagales; Orchidaceae
Product: U-box domain-containing protein 9
Exons: 2
Coding region: 182-1642 (486 amino acids)
Biological process (GO): protein ubiquitination
Cellular component (GO): cytoplasm; nucleus
Molecular function (GO): protein binding; ubiquitin-protein transferase activity
Source: RefSeq, a predicted model, not a curated record